AUGUCUGCUGAGAAGGGUCAUUUCGAAGAGGGUCACCAACCUCCCGUUUCCCAUCAAUCUAAAACCCCAGGUAAACAAACCGAGUUACCAAAAGAAGCCAUUAACGAUCAACUUCCCACCGACGAUGGUGGUUAUCAACCCUAUGUCGCCGCCGGCAAGCUCAAAGGCAAGAAAGCUUUAAUUACCGGUGGAGAUAGUGGAAUUGGUCGUGCCGUCGCUAUACUGUAUGCGAUGGAAGGAGCCGAAAGUUCCAUCAUCUACACACCAGACGAAGAAAAAGAUGCACAAGAAACUAAGGAGAUGGUUGAAGCCAAGGGAGGAAAAUUGCAUUUAUUCUCGGCUGAUUUGAAGAGUCAUCAGGCUUGUAAGAAUGUGGCUGAGAAAGCUAAGGAGACGAUGGGGAAAAUUAAUAUUUUGGUUUUGAAUCAUGGUACUCAGAUGAUGGUUGAGACUAUUGAUGAUUUAACUGAGGAUCAAUGGAUUAACACUUUCAAUGUGAAUAUCCAUCCAUUCUUCUUCCUUUCCAAAUACAUUCUCCCUCAAAUGUCCCGCGGAGACACAAUCAUCACUUGUGCCUCUGUAAACCCAUACGUCGGACGUCCAGAUCUCCUCGACUACACCGCAACCAAAGGCGCCAUCGUAGCCUUCACACGUGCACUCUCAAACCAACAAAUCAGCAAAGGUAUCCGCAUCAACGCCGUAUGUCCCGGUCCUAUCUGGACACCUCUCAUCCCAGCAACUAUGAAUGAAAAAGCUCAGAAGGAAUUUACGUCGCCGAUGGGUAGACCAGGACAACCGGUUGAGGUGGCGACUUGUUUUGUGUUUUUGGCAAGUAAGGAUAGUAGUUUUAUUAGUGGACAGAGUUUGCAUCCUAAUGGGGGGACGCAGUCCUUCUCAAAGUUCUGGUUUAGAUGGUGGAUGGUGGGGGAACUUCGUUCUGGGAGUGCGCAGUUUGUAGGGGGUAGGAGAUUUGUGGUUUGGAGAUGUGGGUGCUGGCUUUUUGUGGGAAUUGGAAAUGAGGAGGAGGGGGAGGGAAGGGGUGGCGGAGGGUGGAGUAAAGAGGAUGUGGUUUGUAAUACUGUCUUCCAUGUCACCAAGUCAAUAUCUGCACAGAUCUCUAAGCGGGUUCCGCUGAGAGAUUGUAUGGAGAGGAUUAAGGGAAGUGGAUGGAAUAUGGAAAGAUUGACGAAUGCCAAAAUACAGGCGUGGAGAGGGAGGAGAUCUGAUGGUUGA
Sclerotinia sclerotiorum 1980 UF-70 is the source of this 1233-nucleotide messenger RNA. RefSeq lists its product as hypothetical. Gene Ontology annotation, molecular function: oxidoreductase activity. The coding region runs from base 1 to 1233 and encodes 410 amino acids. NCBI's taxonomy places the organism in Eukaryota, Fungi, Ascomycota, Leotiomycetes, Helotiales, Sclerotiniaceae. The record is from RefSeq and is a predicted model, not a curated record. The transcript is spliced from 8 exons.